AUGGUCCGCCAGACGCUCAAACUUAUGCAAUCCGUGUCUCAAUUGGCGGGCCAGGAGAACGAGCGUUCGGAAAGUACGAGACAUGUGUCAAAUUUACUCGGACAGCAGCUGAUCAGGGUCAUGAGCGGGAACAACACCUCUUCUGACCACUGCGUCUCCGUGUCUCUGGACUUGCAUGAACCCAUGUGCACCGUCACGCCUUUGAUAUUGGAGGAGAAGGUAGAGAUGGGAAAGACGGCCACCGAUCCGAGCGCGCAAGUACAGCUGUCAUACCUGCAGUACUGGAUGGAUCCAUCACGCAGGAAUAUUCUUGAGGCGUGUUGUUGUCCGACGAUCCUCGUGGGGCUGGCAGGCCCUCACAUGUGUAUCAUGGGGGCUGUGUUACUGGACAAGACGGUAGUGCAACAUUUCACGGGUUGGAUGUUCAUCGGUGAGGACCGCACGACCGGCCUCGAUCAGGUCAACGAUCUGGGUAGCCCAGGUGUGGAUAGGUUGGCACAGGGCCGACAUUUCGGGCGAUUUUUCCCAUGGAUCGACUCUUAUCCAAGCAACGGUCAGGUGAUAAAGUUUGACUACAUCAAAGGACUUCAACAGCAUGAGUCGUGCACAACGUUCCUAGCGCGGAAGGUGGUCGAUGGGGAAAAAGAGGAGCUCGUUGUGAUCAAGUUUGUGGACACUUAUAGCAAGAAGGUCCACGAAUUCAUGGCGGAAGAAGGGCUCGCUCCACGGUUGAUUUACUUUGUUGAUCUCGCGGAUAGAUUCUCGGAGCAAAACUACCAGGGCUUGAGCAUGGUCGUGAUGGAGCACUUGGAGGGAGACACCUUGGAGGCGAAGUACUGGGAUCGUGCGCUCCCGAGCGAUGUUCGUGGGAGCAUCGCUCAGGCGAUCGAGACUUUGGCGAAGGCAGGGUUCGUGCACGGCGACCUGAGGAGGCCGAACGUGAUGAUCGACAGCGAGGGCAAGGUCAAGAUCAUUGACUUUGAUUGGGCAGGUAGGGAGAUGGAGGUCCGGUAUCCCCUUCGUAUAUCAUCUUUUUUGUUUCCGGAAAAUCAAGGUAUCGAAGGGCGGGGAGAGAUACGCAAUGCACACGACAAGUUUAUGCUUGAGCUAUUGUAACUUGGUUCGGGUUGAUCGCGGACCCGUGUUCUUGUACGUUACCUACAGUCUCCUCACUAGCCUUCCUUUUAUGUUCCGUUUGUCGAUAUGUGCCUAUUUGACUACCAUCUUGUUAGGAAGCUUUU
Heterobasidion irregulare TC 32-1 is the source of this 1241-nucleotide messenger RNA. RefSeq lists its product as uncharacterized. The transcript has 3 exons. NCBI's taxonomy places the organism in Eukaryota, Fungi, Basidiomycota, Agaricomycetes, Russulales, Bondarzewiaceae. Gene Ontology annotation, molecular function: protein kinase activity; ATP binding. Gene Ontology annotation, biological process: protein phosphorylation. The record is from RefSeq and is a predicted model, not a curated record. The coding region runs from base 1 to 1116 and encodes 371 amino acids.